AUGGGACCUAUGAAAACCUUUAGAUCCUUUGCGAGCGCUUUUGAAGGUGAAGUGCAUGGUGGAUGCAGAGUGGAUUUGAAUUUUCCCACAACCCUCAUGGAUUCUAAUACCCUCACCCUCAUGGCCACUUCAACUCUAGAGCCUCAUGAUGCCAUGGAGUUUGAAUCCCAUGAAGCCGCGUAUACAUUUUACAAAGCAUAUGCCAAGUCUGUGGGCUUCGGCACUGCUAAGUUGAGCAGUCGUCGGUCUAGAGCAUCCAAGGAAUUCAUUGAUGCCAAAUUUUCAUGCAUUAGAUAUGGCAAUAAGCAACAGUCUGAUGAUGCCAUUAAUCCUCGACCUUCUCCGAAAAUUGGUUGCAAGGCAAGCAUGCAUGUGAAGCGCAGGCCAAAUGGUAAUUGGUAUGUCUAUAGUUUCGUAAAGGAGCACAACCAUGAGCUCUUACCAGCUCAAGCACAUUUCUUUCGCAGCCACAGAAAUACAGACCCGCUUAACAAUGAUGUUAGAAUACGGAGACGGAAGAAUUUAGCUGCAGUAUCCAGCCUCUUCAGUGCCUAUCAAAAUGUUGAUUGUUUAGAGAGUUACUUGAGAAAUCAGCAUGACAAGGGACGGAGUUUGGUUUUAGAAGCAGGGGAUGCUCAAGUGCUACUUGAAUAUUUUAUGUGCAUGCAGGAAGAGAAUCCAAAAUUCUUCUAUGCAGUUGAUCUAAAUGAAGAGCAUAGGUUGAGAAAUGUGUUCUGGGUUGAUGCCAAAGGAAUGGAAGAUUACACUAACUUCAAUGAUGUUGUUUUCUUUGACACCACAUACUUCACUAACAAGUAUAAAAUACCCUUGGUUCUUUUUAUAGGAGUGAACCAUCAUAUUCAACCCACAUUACUUGGCUGUGCAUUGAUUGCAGACGAGACAGUUUAUACUUUUGUCUGGCUAAUGCAAACCUGGUUUAUAGCAAUGGGGGAACAGGCUCCACGAGUAAUACUGACCGACCAGAACAACGCCAUCAAAGCAGCUAUUGCAGCAGUAUUUCCAGGCACAAGCCAUUGCUUUUGUUUAUGGCAUAUAAUGGAGAAGAUACAUAGGCAUCUCGAGUUUUUGAGCAUGUGGCAUGAUAGUUUUGUGGGAAAAUUUAAUAAGUGUAUUUUUAAGUCCUGGUCAGAACAACAAUUUGAAAAGAGAUGGUGGAAACUACUUGAUAGAUUUAAUCUCAGGGAGGUUGAAUGGAUGCAGUCCUUGUAUGACGAUCGUACUCAUUGGGUGCCUACUUUCAUGAGAGAUAUAUCCUUUGCUGGGCUGUCUCCAACUUCACGGUCAGAAAGUCUCAACUCUUCGUUUGACAAAUAUAUUCACGGGGAAACUUCACUGCGUGAGUUUAUGGAAAGAUACAGAGUAAUUCUUGAAGAUAGGUAUGAAGAGGAAGCAAAAUCAAAUUUUGAUGCUUGGCAUGAAACACCUGAGUUGAAGUCUCCAUCACCUUUUGAGAAACAAAUGUCACUAGUGUACACGCACGAGGUUUUCAAAAACUUCCAAGUUGAGGUUCUGGGUGCAGCUGCUUGUCAUCUUAAGAAAGAAAAUGAAGAUGGCACGUCGACAACAUACAGUGUAAAAGACUUUGAAGACAAUCAGAAUUAUGUAGUGGAGUGGAAUGAAUCAAAAUCAGAUAUAUAUUGUUCUUGCCACUCAUUUGAAUAUAAAGGCUAUCUGUGUAGACAUGCUAUUGUUGUUCUUCAAAUGUCUGGUGUUUUCACAAUCCCUUCCAAAUAUAUAUUGCAACGAUGGACAAAUACUGCUAUGAGCAGGCAUGCCAUUGGCGAAAGAUUGGAUGAGGUUCAGUCUAAAGUCCGUCGUUACAAUGAUUUAUGUCGACGAGCUAUAAUACUGGGUGAGGAAGGGUCACUAUCUCAAGAGAGUUAUGAUGUAGCAUUAUGUGCCAUAAAAGAAGCUUUGAAGCAAUGUGCAAGUUUGAACAAUGCUGUUGAGAACAAUGCAAAACCUAAUGACUCAGCAAUACAUGGUAUUUGCGGUGUUGAUGAAGAGAAUCAAUGCGGCACAGCAUCUGGUGACAAGUUGUUUGGUCCUAAAGUGAGUAAUGCCAACAAGACUCCUAGAAGAGCUGGGUCUGGGAAGGAGGUGGCUAGGAAUGAGAACACUGCAAGCAAGAAAGGAAAGGUACCUGAUGGUGGCGGUUUAUAUAUGGUACCUCAGCUGGAAGCUACGAGUGUUGGAACACAAGAUGGCUUUUACCAAAUGCAACUCCCUGACACAAGGGCGAUGCAGUUGCGGAACACGGUGCCGUCGACAAUGUUUCAAAAUGUUGCAUCAGCAGCACAGUUCCAUAAUGUGGCAUCAACACAUGUGCAUGAGAAUCAUCUCCCUCAAUAA
Molecule: messenger RNA, 2373 nt
Organism: Prunus armeniaca (apricot)
Lineage: Eukaryota; Viridiplantae; Streptophyta; Magnoliopsida; Rosales; Rosaceae
Source: the annotation of a GenBank genome assembly